AUGGUAACAUUGGAAGAAUUAGAAUCGGCCCAAGGAGAAGAGGAUGCAAUUGACCUGGAAAUUCUACAGUCAUCCACUGCAGAUAUCAUAAACAGAACCAAGUUAUUAGACAAUGAUAUCAAAGUCAUGCGGUCAGAGUCACAACGACUUACUCAUGAAAAAACGAUGAUGCUAGAGAGGAUAAAGGACAACCAGGACAAAAUCAAUAACAACAAGCAAUUACCAUACUUGGUUGGGAAUGUUGUUGAGCUUUUAGAUCUUGACGUUGAUAAAGAAGCAAGUGAACAAGGAGCCAACGUCGACAUAGAUGCUGCAAGAUCAGGUAAAUCCGCUGUUAUUAAAACCUCAACGAGACAAACUAUCUUCUUACCAAUGAUUGGUUUGGUUGAUCACGAAAAGUUGAAGCCAAAUGACUUGAUAGGUGUAAACAAGGAUUCGUUUUUGAUUUUGGAUACCUUACCAUCAGAAUACGAUUCGAGAGUGAAAGCAAUGGAGUUGGACGAAAAGCCAACCGAGACGUAUUCCAACAUUGGAGGUUUGGAUAACCAAAUUGAAGAAUUGAUCGAAGCUGUUGUGUUACCAAUGAAGCAAGCCGAUAAGUUCAAGAAGUUAGGUAUAAAACCGCCAAAAGGUGCAUUGAUGUAUGGGCCUCCCGGUACUGGUAAGACUUUGUUGGCAAGGGCAUGUGCAGCACAGUCGGGUGCAACAUUUUUAAAGCUUGCUGCUCCGCAAUUGGUACAAAUGUUUAUUGGGGAUGGUGCUAAAUUGGUACGUGACGCAUUUGCAUUAGCGAAAGAGAAAGCUCCAACGAUUAUCUUUAUUGAUGAAUUGGAUGCCAUCGGCACUAAAAGAUUUGAUUCUGAUAAAAGUGGUGAUAGAGAAGUUCAACGUACAAUGUUGGAGUUAUUGAAUCAAUUGGAUGGAUUUGGUUCAGAUGACAGAGUCAAAGUAUUGGCAGCUACAAACAGAGUUGAUACUUUAGAUCCAGCAUUGUUGAGAUCGGGUAGAUUGGACCGUAAAAUUGAGUUUCCAUUACCAUCGGAGGAGGCAAGAGAAUCGGUGUUGAAAAUACAUGCCAGGAAGUUGCAUUGCGAUAACGAGUCGAUAAAUUGGCGAGAAUUGGCUAGAUCAACAGAUGAGUUCAAUGGUGCACAGUUGAAGGCAGUAACAGUCGAAGCCGGUAUGAUAGCGUUGAGAAACGGUAAAUCAAUCAUCAGACACGAAGAUUUUGUGGAAGCCAUUGGUGAAGUGCAAGCAAGAAAAUCAAAGUCAGUAAAUUUCUAUGCAUAG
Lodderomyces margitis is the source of this 1290-nucleotide messenger RNA. RefSeq names its product proteasome regulatory particle base subunit (gene RPT5). The record is from RefSeq and is a predicted model, not a curated record. Gene Ontology annotation, biological process: proteasome-mediated ubiquitin-dependent protein catabolic process. Gene Ontology annotation, cellular component: proteasome regulatory particle, base subcomplex. The transcript has a single exon. Gene Ontology annotation, molecular function: proteasome-activating activity; ATP binding; ATP hydrolysis activity. The coding region runs from base 1 to 1290 and encodes 429 amino acids. NCBI's taxonomy places the organism in Eukaryota, Fungi, Ascomycota, Pichiomycetes, Serinales, Debaryomycetaceae.